This is a messenger RNA of Lymnaea stagnalis (great pond snail), 735 nucleotides long. Lineage: Eukaryota; Metazoa; Mollusca; Gastropoda; Lymnaeidae. The record is from the annotation of a GenBank genome assembly.
AUGGCCGUCGAUCCUCUCACGGCAAUCGUCGGCGGCACCAACGCGCACCCGAAGGCGUUCCCGUGGCAAGCCCUGAUCGUCAGCGGCAGAUCAAAAUGCGGAGGGGUUCUCAUCUCCACCUCGUGGGUCCUGACCGCCGCGCACUGCUUCAGGAACGUGUCUCGCGUGCAUCUCGGGGUGACCAACUACAAAUCUUCCAAGGCCAACUGGCAGUCUAAGGACGUCGCCGUGUACGCGAAGCACAAGCUCUACAACGGACACUCGGACUCCGACGACAUCGGUUUAAUGAAGCUGGCCAGUCCGGUCAAGAUAAACGACUACGUGAGGCCCGCCUGCCUGCCGAAACCUGGCGCGGACUUCGAGACGUCGUACCCCUGCUUCAUUUCGGGCUGGGGCAGGACCAGCCCCAAAGCCGUCAAGGGCCAUCACGUUUUGCAGUUUACGAGAGUGGACGUCCUGCCGCAGAACAUCUGCGUGUACAUGUGGAAACUGUCCGCCAAGGACGUCGACAUGAGGAACAUCUGCACGGACAAGACCAGGUCGAGCCGGGGCGCGUGUUUUGGGGAUUCUGGCGGACCCCUGACCUGUGAAAUGGAUGGGCGGUACUACGCCGCUGGCGUGGCCAGUUUUAUUUAUGGACAUUGCGACGCCAGGUUCCACCCAGACGUCUACACUCGGGUUUCUCAGUACGAACACUGGAUUUUUACGACUAUCCAUAAGUAUGGAUUUAAAUAA